AUGUCUUCUUUCGAGUCUGUGGUCGUCAUCGACGGCAAGGGCCACCUCCUCGGUCGCCUCGCCAGCAUCGUCGCCAAGCAGCUCCUCAACGGCCAGAAGAUCGUUGUUGUCCGCUGCGAGGCCCUCAACAUCUCUGGCGAGUUCUUCCGCGCCAAGCUCAAGUACCACUCGUACCUGCGCAAGAUGACCCGGUACAACCCCACUCGCGGUGGUCCCUUCCAUUUCCGCGCUCCUUCCCGCAUCUUCUACAAGGCUGUCCGCGGCAUGAUUCCCCACAAGACUGCCCGUGGCGCCGCUGCCCUUGAGCGCCUCAAGGUCUUCGAGGGUGUCCCUCCCCCCUAUGACAAGAAGAAGAAGAUGGUCGUUCCCCAGGCUCUCCGUGUCCUGAGACUCCAGCCCGGUCGCAAGUUCUGCACCGUUGGCCGUCUCAGCUCUGAGGUCGGCUGGAAGUACGAGGAUGUUGUUGCCAGACUCGAGGAGCGCCGCAAGGCCAAGGGCGCCGCCUACUACGAGCGCAAGAAGCUCGCCGCCCGCCAGCUUUCCGAGGCCAAGAAGAGCGCCAAGGUCAACGACAAGACCGCCGAGGCUCUCAAGGAGUUCGGUUACUAG
This is a messenger RNA of Sordaria macrospora k-hell, 609 nucleotides long. RefSeq names its product 60S ribosomal protein uL13. Gene Ontology annotation, molecular function: structural constituent of ribosome; mRNA binding. Gene Ontology annotation, cellular component: ribosome; cytosolic large ribosomal subunit. The record is from RefSeq and is a predicted model, not a curated record. Gene Ontology annotation, biological process: translation; negative regulation of translation. NCBI's taxonomy places the organism in Eukaryota, Fungi, Ascomycota, Sordariomycetes, Sordariales, Sordariaceae.